AUGAAUGUAGCAGUUGUGAACAGCAACACCUUGACAGAAUUCGUCAACGACGCAACGAAUUUCGACACUUUUGUGAACGAAUGGUUUGCCAUGAUAGACACCAAUGGCGAGGGUAGUCUCUCGCGAGACCAAGUACGUGGCGGAUUUGGAAUGUUUAUGCCGUUGGGUUCAUAUUCACAUCCACAAGACGAGGUUGAUAGUGUGUUGGAAUUGAUAUUCACGAGAUUCGAUGAAGAUCACAACGGAUCACUGGAUUUAAACGAGUUUAAGAAGUUAAUGACGGAGAUUAUGAAUGCGGUUGCUCGUGGAAUCGGUGGUUCUCCUAUUAUUGUUGCUCUUGAAAAAGAUAGCUUGCUUAUGAAGGCAGUUCAAAGAGAAUUAUUGGUAACACAAUCAUGUCCUUCAUGA
Messenger RNA from Vicia faba (fava bean), 408 nucleotides. The record is from the annotation of a GenBank genome assembly. NCBI's taxonomy places the organism in Eukaryota, Viridiplantae, Streptophyta, Magnoliopsida, Fabales, Fabaceae.